CAAUGAGAUUAGAGGUUUAUUCCAGAGGUCUGACUCCAGCCUGGGUGGCCUGUUAUUAUUCGAAGAAGCAGGUUAAAAUCCGUCUGCAGGUAUGAACAUGUAUGCUGCACCCAACCCGGAAAUACCAGGCUGCCCGAGGGGUUUAGAGUACCUAACGCAGGUGGAUCAGCUACUGGUCAAACAGAAAGUUGAGCUUGUUGAAGCCCUCAUCGGCUUUGAAAGCAACAACAAGUACGAAGUCCGAAACGCCAUGGGCCAGAACGUGUUCUACGCCGUCGAGGAGAACGACUGUUUGAGUCGACAGUGCUGCGGGCCCCUGCGCCCUUUCACCAUCCACAUUCUUGACAACUUUGGCCAAGAGGUCAUCACAAUCACCAGGCCGCUCAAGUGCAUGUCCUGCUUCUUCCCUUGUUGUUUACAAGAACUGGAGGUUCAGGCUCCUCCUGGUAACACUGUGGGCUUUGUGAAACAGCAGUGGCACCCAUUGUCCCCGAAAUUUCUUGUUGCAAAUGAACACAAUGAGCCCGUUCUGAAGAUCCAUGGGCCAUUUUGUGGAUGGAGCUGCCUCCCGGAUGUUGACUUUGAGAUUUUGACAAUGGAUGAAGUCAGUAAGAUUGGGAAAAUCAGUAAACAGUGGACGGGGCUGCUGCGGGAGGCGUUCACAGACUCAGACAACUUUGGUAUCCAGUUUCCCAUGGAUCUGGACGUGAGAAUGAAAGCUGUAAUGAUUGGCGCAUGUUUUCUCAUUGAUUUUAUGUUCUUUGAGAGCACCAACUAGAAGAACAGGAUUUUCAUUUUAACAUUCCUGGAAGAACAAGGCCACGAAGCCAUGAUGAUCAGUCCCAACGCUGUAUUAAAACAACCUUCGCUGGAUAGCAUAAAGAGAGUAUUACGAUGUGCCCACAUUUUCUUAUAUUGCAUGAAACAUUGAAAAAGAAGGUUUUCCAAGGCUUAGCUGCUCAGGUUUGUUGUAAAGUCACGUUUCUGGAUUGUCAGUGCACACAGUUCAGUUUUCUGUUUGCCUUUUAUGUUGUGGCAUUGUUGUGAAUACUUGUGUGUUUAUAAAACUGAUCACACCUGGGAUAAAAUCUUUAUGAUUAUUAUUAUUACCCACAAAAUUUUUCCAUUGUGAAAACAUUCAUAUAAGAAGGACACAAAGCUGGUAUAUGGUUUGAAGAAUGAAUUGAGCUUGGUAUUGUUUUUAUGCAAAGAAACCUGGCCUCGUUAAGAAUUUGCUUAUGUAGAUGUUGAUUUAACAAAUUCUAUGUUUGUAGUUAUCUUGUGUGAGAUUUUAAUGACUCAUGUAAAGUAGAAGUUUGUAGUUUCAAUAUUUGGCACCCCGUUUAUCUUGUUAAAAUUUGGUCUUUGUAACAAACUGUAGAUUUGAAGCAGUGGUUUUGUGCACUACUAUAUGAGUGUUUGCAUGUUGGUGAGCUUUGAGUGAACAUGUACACAUUUUUACUUAACAUGAAAAUUAUUAUUUAGGAAAUAAUACAUUUAUAUUCAUUCUAUCACACAAAAUGCAUUAACACUUAACUCGCCUUACUGUGCCAUCCACAUGUCCACUAGAGGGAGUUAGAUAUUUACUCAAUAUCUACUCAUCCAAAUGAACAGUCCAAAUUUGAGGCAUAGGUUUUAUUUUAACAGUUAGUCUAUGAUGCCAUUGUCCACUUUUUUUUGGACAAACUCAGGUUGAAAUGCAUACUAUUGUAUUUUAGUAUUGGCUACUGAUUUGGAAAUAAUGUCCCUGCACCUGAUUGUUUCUCAAGUGUGUUUUCAAAUAUUAUCAUUUUAAUAUUCAUAUUAUUAUUGUGACUUUACACAUGUAACUAUACUUAGUCAAGCUUAAAAAGUAUACCUAUAUAUUUUUCAAGUAUAAUGCUAAUUUCCGUCCUAGCCAUUGGUCACCAUAUGUUUUUUUAAUCAAAUCAGUAAUAACACAUACAUGCACUAUUUCAUCAGUAAUGCCAUUGAGUAUAUUUUAUAGUAAUGACAAAAUGAGAUUUCCAGACUACUUUGAUAUUUAUUCCUCUGUAGACCAAAAAAUGUCCAUCUGAAGCCAUUUAAAAGUCAUACAGGUUAAAGACUUUUAUUUUUGUAAAAAUUAUUUAAAAACUGCCAGUCAGAAUAUCUGAAGAUGCCUGUAUGAACCUAAGAUGUUAUGUGGCAAGUGUUUUCUUCUGCCUUCAGUGUACUGACUCAUGUUUGUAGAAUUACCAUAAGUGGAUUUAACUCAAUUUUUAUGAGCAGAAGUUCCUAAGGUGGAAUUUUCUGUUUAGUUUUUAUGGCAUUUGUUUUACAGAAGAAGUACUCAGUUUUUGGCUAAUUUUAAACACAUUCUUGCAAAUUGCCUGAUCAUUUGGCACGUCUUGUUAGAAUUCAGUCCUAGUAUAAAGUGCUGGUAAUAAAUCCUCUGGAGGAUCUUUGAUUGUGUGUACAUUUUAUUUUAAAUCAGAAUGUGAAACAAUGGCUUUUUUAUUUAAUUUAUUUAUUUUUCUUUUUACAGUUGGAAACCGUAAAGGCUCUUAUUCUUCUACUUUUGCACUAAUACUGUGAGCUAACAACUUGUUCAGUCAUGCAAUGAAUGAAAUUUGAGCUUAGCUUAAAAUGUGCAAGUAGUCAAUAAAAAAAUGACAGUAAAACA
This is a messenger RNA of Austrofundulus limnaeus, 2644 nucleotides long. Its product is annotated as phospholipid scramblase 1. Gene Ontology annotation, cellular component: plasma membrane. NCBI's taxonomy places the organism in Eukaryota, Metazoa, Chordata, Actinopteri, Cyprinodontiformes, Rivulidae. The transcript has 7 exons. Bases 92 to 778 code for a protein of 228 amino acids. Gene Ontology annotation, molecular function: phospholipid scramblase activity. The record is from RefSeq and is a predicted model, not a curated record. Gene Ontology annotation, biological process: plasma membrane phospholipid scrambling.